CGCAUUGGAGAGGGGGCGGGCGGACCACGAAGAUGCCGAUGCGCCGGUGUCCGGAUCCUGGGGCUGUCUCGCGCCGCGGGGGCGAUGAGUGUUAUUCUCGGCGCCCUGAGACUUACCUGCUGGCUAUCCUGCCUCGUUCUCCUCAUCGUUCCGACCUCACCCCAACCUGGGGAUGAUGACCUUCGGCAUUCAACGGACGAUGCGGUCUACGACGAGGAGCCACCCCUCUCACCGGAGGACAGCGACGAGGAUUUCAUCGACGCAAACACAACAGAAAGAGGACUAUACCUUGGCUCACCGUGCGACCUCACCUGCAAUCCGGAACUUCAGCAUGUAUUCUGCGAUCCAAUUACUGCUCAUUGCGAGUGCGAAAAAUUCUUCCCAGUCAGGCUCGGUCCUGCGAAAGGAUGUGCCAAACCUAAGAAACUUGGUGAGCAGUGCUUUUAUCGGGCCACCUGCACGUUUGCCGAUCAGUACGCGACCUGCACCCAGGUUCAGCACAACGCUAUUUGCGAGUGCAAAACGGGGUACCACAGAGUCGCGCUAUCGCGGCCCAGCAAAAAAGUCUUCUGCGCCGAGGAUCUGGUGCUGAUAACAACAGACGUACCAACGCUGCUGGGCGUCGCUUCAGGCCUAGCGAUCUUCACGGCCCUAAUCUGCUUUGUCCUGAAACUAUUCAGCAGGGCGAGAUAUACGAGACCAAGACACUACGCGAACGCAAAUCACGCACCACCCAUGCUAUUCUCAAGCGAUACGGGUAUACCAUUGACACUCCACGGAGGUCGGCCGUCCUCGCGAUCUAGCCAACGCAGCGGAAGCGCCCUGGCCUCUGCGUUCUCCAGGAGGCCGAGCAGCGGCGGAAGUCGCGGGCCCCUGGUGCCCGCUUCGCGAGCAGGUGCGGCCCGGGCCGCCGCCAUCUUGCUUAUAUCGUGCCACCUCCAAGCGACAACGAAAGGUGGUGGAAACGGUGGAAACAGGCAUCGACGGACCCUUAGCGACGUUGCUGAGGGAUCCUCGGACGGCCUCGGUUCUCGUCGACCUAGCUUAGCCUCGAUUCACAGCUCGACAUCCUCCGCGCGUAGCUACAGCGCCCGGAGACUUGAACGCGAGAGAAACGAGAAGGAACAUCGACUCGCUCUCCAGGAACUCAGGCUGCAACGUCAACGGGAACAGCAACAGUCUGCGCCAACUCCAAGCCCCAGGACACCGCAUUCAACUGACGAACUACUUCCGUCGGUGGACGAGGUUGCCGAGCAAGUGCCAACAACGUCGGGUACGUCAGGAACAACGACAACAACACCACCGUUGGCUAAAGAAGCGAAUGCAAUAUCCACCUACAACGGGCCUUGCACAUCAGCCGACAGUUUUCAAGUAUAGCUGAAGAAGACUAAAAGCUGCGAUAGUUACGGUUCGUGUAAAUAACUGAUAAUUUAAAUAGGACUACUAUACAUAUAUAUACACACAGACACACGCACACACACACACACACACACACAGAGAGAGAAUUUUUCACUAUAAUUCUGAGCGAAUGUUUCGAGUCACUGAAAAAAUAUGCACUCGAAGAAAGAAUAAAAGAAUAAUAAUAAUAAUGAAAUAUAUUGUAAUAUUUGCGGCAGAGAGAAGAAGAUAAAAAAAAACAGAAUACAAAAAACAAAAACGAAACGGAGCUCUUAUAUUUAUAUUCUCCGGAGAAAUCAAAUUCUAUCAAAAAGUGUCACGCACUUCCCGAUAAAUACUUUAAUUACAUAAUCUGUCAUUCGUCUAUGAAAGUUAAAUUAUCGGUUACAUUAAAAAUAAUCCGAAGGCUCUCGAUUUUCUUAACCAUUUCGAAUAACAGAAAGAGCAGUAAUAAUAAUACAAGCUUGUAGUUAGAUAUUUAACUUAAAGAAAGGCGGACAUUGAAAUGAUCAAAAAUCAAAUUAGUAAACGUGCGUUAUUAUGUACAAAAGAAUUUCGCUAUGAAUGACUUGCUCGGAUUUUCAUCGACGAUUCUUUGCAAGUCCAAUCGUAGCUUCUUUCGCGCAUAAAAAAAAAAAAAAACAAAAAAAACGCGAACAUUAUAUACUAUGAUUAAAUUUAAGUCCAAUUAUAUUGUAUAAUACUCUAAUGUAUUUCUAUAUAGGUAUACUUUAUUAUACCCGCAUAUUUAUUAUAUAAAAUAUUAUUUAGCUUUCAUUUUAACCUGCAAGUUUACUUGUGCGACUAACGAUUUUGGAUAGAAUUAUACACGGUAUAAUAAAAUUGCAAAGAAAUUUUUUAACAAAUAUCCGUAUAGUGAGAUUAUUCAUUCGUUUGCGGUAGAAAUCGCGUGGAGUGAGAGAAUUUAUAUGGAUUAUGCUGGAAUAAAAAAAAAAAAAAAAAAAACAAAAAAAGAAAACAAAACAAAACUAUGAAAAUGAAAACAAAAAAAAAAAAAAAAAAACGUUGGUGUUUAAAUUAUACAUUCGGUGUGGAGUAAUUUUUACUGAAUAAAAAAAAAAAAAGAACAAAAAAAAGGAACGAAAAAAAAAAAAGAAAACCUUUUCUCCGUUUCUCGUUUGUGAAUUCGGAAAACGCAG
This is a messenger RNA of Neodiprion virginianus, 2558 nucleotides long. RefSeq lists its product as uncharacterized. Lineage: Eukaryota; Metazoa; Arthropoda; Insecta; Hymenoptera; Diprionidae. The transcript is spliced from 7 exons. Bases 85 to 1377 code for a protein of 430 amino acids. The record is from RefSeq and is a predicted model, not a curated record.